CUUUUAAAUAAGACGAACGGUCAAAUAUGUUUAAAAAAGUCAACGGUGUCAAACAUUUAGGGAAGGAGGGAGUAUAUAUACACAUACGGCCACGCGCUCGAUCGAUCGAUAACCACCUUGCCUUGCUUGCCUCUCAUCAGACGAUUGAUCGACAAGAGAGAGAAAGAGCUUGCGUCGCAAUGACCGCCGUCGACUUGAUGCCUGCAGCUGACGACGACAACAACAAGCAGUCAUCCACCGGCCUCCUCCACCACCACCAGCUCCCCGCCGCCGCCGACAACGCCAUACUACACAAUACCAGGCGGCUGGAGGGGAAGGUGGCCAUCGUCACCGGCGGCUCGCGUGGCAUCGGCGAAGCCAUCGUAAGGGCCUUCGUUCACCACGGCGCUCUCGUCGUCGUCGCCGACAUCGACGACGCCGGGGGCCACGCGCUGGCCGCCGCGCUCGGCCCGCACGCCUGCACCUACGUCCACUGCGACGUGGCCGAGGAGGCCGACGUGGAACGCGCCGUCGCCACCACGCUGGAGCAGCACGGCCGCCUGGACGUGCUGUGCAACAACGCCGGGGUGCUGGGCCGCCAGACGCGCGGCGCCAAGAGCAUCGCGUCCCUCGACGCCGCCGAGUUCGCCCGCGUGCUGCGCGUCAACGCGCUGGGCGCCGCCCUCGGAAUGAAGCACGCGGCGCGUGCCAUGGUGCCCCGCCGCUCCGGGAGCAUCGUGUCGGUGGCGAGCGUGGCGGGCGUGCUGGGCGGCCUCGGCCCGCACGCGUACACGGCCUCCAAGCACGCCCUAGUGGGGCUCACCAAGAACGCCGCCUGCGAGCUCGGGGAGCACGGCAUCCGCGUCAACUGCAUCUCCCCCUUCGGCGUGGCGACGCCGAUGCUGGUGAACGCGUGGCGGCAGGGGCAGGGAGGAGAUCACGCGGAUGAGGAUCAGGCGGCGGCGAGCGAGGAGGAGGAGGUGGAGAAGAUGGAGGAGAUGGUGCGGAGGCUGGCGACGCUCAAGGGGCCGACGCUGCGGGCAGGCGACAUCGCGGAGGCGGCGGUGUUCCUGGCCAGCGACGAGUCCAGGUACGUGUCCGGCCACAACCUCGUCGUCGACGGCGGCGUCACCACCUCCAGAAACGUCAUCGGCCUCUGAAUUGAAUCUCUCUCUCUCUCUCUUAGCUAAUUACUAUUUCAGUUAUAUAUAUAUAUAUAUAUAUAUAAGUCCGUGACCGUCCUCAUCGAUCAUAUGAUGAUCGAUGGAUGUACUCCCGCAUGCUCGACUGUGCUGUCUGAAAUCUGAUGACUGAAUUCCAGCACUUGCGCAUUGUUGAUUAUUAUGCCAAUAUUAGUGUGCAUCCAUGCAUGAUUUUGCCAA
This is a messenger RNA of Oryza sativa Japonica Group (Japanese rice), 1361 nucleotides long. RefSeq names its product sex determination protein tasselseed-2. The record is from RefSeq and is a predicted model, not a curated record. Lineage: Eukaryota; Viridiplantae; Streptophyta; Magnoliopsida; Poales; Poaceae.